This is a messenger RNA of Caenorhabditis bovis, 3108 nucleotides long. The record is from the annotation of a GenBank genome assembly. NCBI's taxonomy places the organism in Eukaryota, Metazoa, Nematoda, Chromadorea, Rhabditida, Rhabditidae.
AUGAAAGCUACCAUCAAUAGAGAACAUGUACACAACGGCGAAAAACACGUCGAUCAUCAAAUUCUGCAAUUGACUGGGGCGACAACUUGUUUUUAUCAGCCAACGACGAGUAGAUUUGGAGAAAUCGCCCCAUCAAAAUCACCUAUGGGACAAUUAAUGCAUCCUUACUAUAACGCCGAACAUAGAUCAGUUUUGAAUCGCUCGUUUUCAAAUCCGGAAAUCCCAACAUCAAGCUUUUCGAAUUAUGUUCUGGGCACGGCGGAAGUAGAAGCAGAUUUGAAACAAGAGGAUAUUUGCGAAAUGUCGAGUUCGGAAAAUAAUAAAAGCAUGGAAAGUUUCACCGAUUCUGUCGAUGUUGGAAUUGACGUAGCAAAUGCUCCAGAAGAUUUUAUAUUUGUUGAUAAGGGAUCAAUAGCGAUGGGCAGUUUCAAACAAAAAGAUCAAAGCGGAAAUAGCAGUCCACUUCCGGGAGAGACGGACAAAUUGAUAAAUCGAACAUCUAAGAAUACUCCAACGUCCGAGAAAAAUGAUACUUCAUACACAUUGGAUACAGUUGUUUCGCUUGUGCGAAAUGUUCCUGCUAUCCUAAAUAAAUGGCUCAAAAAGCCAUGGUACGCUAGCCGAUCUGACGAAGUUUGUACAUUCCCAUACAUGGUUUUAUCCCAAUAUAAGAUUAUCCCCACCGAUAUUGAUAAUGAUAAGUUUCUUAUUGCAAUUUGGGAUGGCGAAGACAAUAGAGUUGACGAAUUUUUCCAUCUAACAUAUGCUCCGUUCGGAUUUUAUGAGACUAACGAAAAAAACGACUACAAUGAUUCGACGAAGAAACCCGUUUGCUUCAGCCUUUAUCGAGCGACCGAUAAAAAAGAAAUCAUGGACCUUUUACAUCUUUGUGACAAAAAGACUUAUCUUUUUGAAACAACAGAUCCUCAUCAAGUUGGAGCUAAAACCAAAUUUGAAGAACUAUUAUCACAAAUUCGAUCCAAACCGCAUUAUCAAUUGAUACAUCUCGCCAUAGCUUCAGACCGUUUAGACUUUUUCUCGGAUGAAUCUAUCGUUCGAUUGAAUGCAACAAACGAACCAUUCAAAAACCAGCUUCGUUCAUUGUGCAAUACGGAAAACUGUUAUCCGGUUCAUUUGGCUGUUGCCAUGAAUCGCAUUAAAAUUGUGGAGCGUCUUCUCGAAUUGGAACCCCAACUUUUCACUGAAACCGAUACCCUUGGAAAUAAUGUUUGGCAUCACGUUUCAAGCGCUACUUGUGCAGUGGCAAUUUGGGAUAAAUGUGCCGAUACACAUCGUUUCAUUGACGAGCGUAACAAUGAAGGACAAACACCAUUGACUGAAGCCGUUAGCAAUGCGAAACCUUUAGUGACGACAUUUUUGAUCAGAAAAGGAGCCAAAUUUGGAAGAGGGGAGAGAAAUGAAUUGUUCUUAGCAAUGCUGUCUAAAAAUGCGCAAAGUGUUGUUGAAGUGGUGCUUGCCACUAAGCCGGAAAUUGUGCACGAAAGGGAUAGUUUGGGAAAUAGUGCGAUACAUGUUGCAUGCUACAAGGAAUCUCUAAACGCGCUUCUCCACAAAAAGAAUGAACUCGGUUUGAAUAUUGAUCUGAAAAAUAAUGUUGGAGAAACAGCGUUGCUGGUUUAUAUGAGUUCUAAAAAGCCCGAUCUUCUUCCGCUUUUGGUAACUUUGUAUGCUCAUGGUGCUGAUUUAAACGCUACUGAUCCUCAUGGAAACACAGCACUUCAUAAAGCUGCAGCUCUUGUUGAAGCAAAGAAGAUAAACAUGGAUUGCGUUAAAUUCCUUAUUUCUGCUGGAGCAGAUCCGAACAAAGUAAACGAAAGAGGAGAGUCGCCUAGACAUUUAGCGGCUGGUUUGCAAAAUCAUGAUAUGCUCAAAAUUCUGAAAGUUGCCGGUGCAAAAAGAUGCCCUCGUGGAUAUAGAGGUUGUCGAAGUGAAUGCAGAAGUCGCGCUGUCGAUCAACCGACUAGUGACGAAGAGAAUGACGAAUUCCUCAAGACGGUUGUUAUAGGAACUGCUGAAGAUUAUGAAAAGACCGAGCUAACAGAUGCAGAAAAUCUUAAUAACAAAAAGGUUCUGAGCUCUCCAAGGAAAGGCAAACGAUCUCGAAUCAAUCUGAUCUCCUUCGAUGGAGGUGGCAUUAGAGGACUUGUGAUCAUUCAAACGCUCAUUGCAAUUGAAGAAGCUCUUGGUGAACCAAUAUUCAAAUACUUUGACUGGGCUGCCGGUACAUCAACAGGUUCAUUGAUAAUGGCUGGAUUAGCAUGCGGUAAAAGUUUGCGUCAAAUGCAGCAGACCUACCUUCUUUUGAAAGAUCGCGUUUUUGAUGGAUAUAUUCCACCAUUCGAUACGUUACAAUUGGAAAAGUUCAUACAAGACGAAUUUGGAAUGGCAGCUGUGAGUGCUAUUAAAUAUCCAAGAUUGAUGAUCAGCGCUGUUAAUUCGGAAAAGCUCCCGGUUCGAUUGGAAAUGGCUAGAAAUUACAAGUCUCCCGAUCCCAAAGACAAGGAAACGCCGAAAGAUCUUCCGCUUUGGAUGGCUCUUCGCAGAUCUACGGCUGCUCCAGUGUUGUUCAAACCAUCAGAGGACCGUUACAUUGACGGUGGAAUUAUUUCCAAUAACCCUGCGUUAGACUUAAUGAGCGAAGUUCAUGAAUACAAUCGUCGCCUCCAAAUGUCGCAGCGCGAGAGUCAUAUGGUCCAGCUCAAUUGUAUUGUUUCAUUUGGAACUGGUCAAAUUCCAUGUACAACUAUUGACACGUUGUCUAUCGAUACGAAUUCUCCACUGCAAACCAUCAAAACAAUUAAAAAUCUUGCUGCCAUGUUUAUAGAUCAAGCGACUGCCUCCGAAGGAGCUCCAGUCGUUCGAUCUCGCCAAUGGGCUGAUUCGUUGGAGACCCCGUUCUUCCGAUUUUCCGCUCCAUUAUCAAAGAACAUCUUCCUUUCUUCCACAAGUGACCAAGACGUGUGCACAAUGAUGUGGGAUUCAUACAUAUACUGUCGCAAACAUCGUGAUUAUAUUAAGAGUUUGAUUUCUAUUUUAAGGCAUGACGCAAGCCAUCCGUUGCAAUCGAGUCCAUUCAUUGAUCUUUGA